This is a messenger RNA of Humulus lupulus (European hop), 1779 nucleotides long. RefSeq lists its product as uncharacterized. Lineage: Eukaryota; Viridiplantae; Streptophyta; Magnoliopsida; Rosales; Cannabaceae. The record is from RefSeq and is a predicted model, not a curated record. Gene Ontology annotation, molecular function: zinc ion binding; nucleic acid binding. The transcript has a single exon. The coding region runs from base 1 to 1779 and encodes 592 amino acids.
AUGGAAGAGGCAAAAGAUUUCAGCAACAUGAAGGUGGAAGAGUUGAUGGGAUCACUACGAACUUUUGAGCUUAACCAAAAGAUUCGUCAAAAGGACAAACCUAACCCAUCAAAAGAAAAAGAAAAAACGAUUGCUUUCAAAAGCACAGAGAUGGAGACUCCUGAUGAGGGAGACAGUGAUAGUGAAAUGGCUUUGCUCUCAAAAAAAUUUCAAAAAUACAUGAAAAAGAUUGGGAAUAGGCAAACCAUUGGAAAGGCUCCUAGAGGUAAUUUCUCUUACUCUAAACCCUCUUUCUCUAACAAAAAGGGUAUUCAGUGCAGGGAAUGUGAAGGUUUUGGGCACAUCCAGGCUGAAUGUGCAAACACUCUCAAAAAGAACAAGAAAGGUAUGAUCGUUACAUGGAGUGACGAAGACUCGGAUAACAGUGAAGAGGAAAAAGAGAACGUUGCGUUCACAACCAGCGUUUCUGAGUCAACAUUGAGAGAGGCCAAAAUGGUGUGCCUAAACAAUUGUACCAAAGGUGAAAUCUCGGAUAGUGAUGAAUCCGAUCUAAAUGAUGAGUCUCUAGGAGAAGCAUACAAAAAAUUGUAUGAAUCAUGGGAGAAAUUGUGUUCUGAGAAUCGAUCAUUGGUUAGUAAGAACAAAGAUCUUUCUGCUGAGAUUAAAAUACUUGUUGAUCAAAAUGAAUUGCUUGAAAAUGAUAUUAAUUCGAAAAUUAAUGAAAUAAGCAAAUUGACAAAAGAUCUUGAGAAUCUCAAUAAGAAUGUUAGAAUGCUUAACCCUGGAUCUACUGUUUUUGAGGAAAUUCAGAAUGCAGGUCAACAAGGGCACAUAGGACUUGGAGCCUCAAGUUCUCAAAAAGUGCAAAAAACUGUGUUUGUUUCUGCAGGGUUAUUGGCACCUGAAAGUUCUGCUCCCACAGGUAUAGUGUCUGACUCAACAGAAAACAAACCUGUUGUUACAGAAAAAAGGUUCACUGGUCGUAAGAACAAAGGUAAGAAUACUGUGUUUAUUCCCACAUGUCACUUCUGUGGGAGAAAGGGACAUAUUAGACCAAGAUGUUUCACUCUCAUGAAUUUUGCUAAAAACAAAUACUUUGAAAAAUCGAAUUAUUUCAAAGAAAACAUGAAAGUGAAAAGAUCUAAAUCAAAAAAUGUUUGGAUUGAAAAGAAAAAAUGUUUUGCUGGAAUUUGUGAUGAUAGACUUCCUUCGUCUUACUUAUGGUAUUUUGACAGUGGUUGUUCUAGACAUAUGACAGGUAACAAGACAAUUCUCACUGACAUAAGACCUAUGCAUUGUGGAUCAGUCACGUUUGGUAAUGGUAUUGAAGGUAAUGUUCUUGGAAUAGGUACUCUUGAUUUUGAUGGGUUACCUAGAAUUAAAGGAAUUUUACUUGUUGAAGGACUUAAGGCUAAUCUCCUUAGCAUUAGCCAAAUUUGUGACCAAGGCUUCAUGGUCAACUUUGAUAAAGAAAAUUGUGUUGUGGUAAAUCAAGAUGGUGAGGAAAUUCUUGAAGGGUACAGGUCUAGAGACAAUUGUUAUACCAUGUUACCCUCUUUCAUGUGUUAUUCUGCCUUAGGUAACAAUACUGAUGUGUGGCAUGCCAAACUUGGGCAUAUAAACUUUAAACUGUUGAAAAAGUUGUCUCAUGCAGGGAUUGUUCGUGGCUUACCUAGUUUGGGUAAGGAAACUGAAGACAAGUGCAAAGAAUGCCAACUUGGUAAGCAACUAAAAAGCACUCAUAAAAGUGUCUCUGCAUUAAUACUUCGAAAGUGCUAG